GGGGGGGGAGGGGAGUAAAGUCAGUGAUUUUUGUUUGGAAAUCUGUGCGCAUGUGACGUGGUAAAUACCCUCCAUACGUGCUUGUUGCAACCUUCAAGUGUUGACCCGUGUGUACAAAAAUUCUCAUACGUUCGGAAUACUACAAAAAAUUACGGCAAGAAGAAAACGAUUGUUUUGUGCAGCAAAGUGGUGUGUUUCUCUGUGUGUGCAGAAGAUAACAAUAUCUGAAGUGUAGUGCAAACGACACAAAUCCUUGGUGAUAUAAGAUAGGAUUGAGAAAACUUCCAUCCACGAGCUGUAUUGUACCUAUGUUGAUGAGCACCACAUGUCCACAGCAGUCUCAAAAAAUGCGGGGCUCGGCCCAUGUGACCUCCAGGACCCGGUGUGGGUCAAGAUGAGUGCAGCCGUUGCUGGAGGAGUCAACAAGAAACGGAAAAAAUCCGACACGAAGCCCCAAGCCCAGCUUACAAAGUGCCUUAAUGAAAAGAAACGACGCGAACAGGAGAACAUUUAUAUCGAGGAGCUGGCUGAGCUGAUUUCCGCCAGCCUAGCUGACAUGAGCACUAUUUCUGUCAAGCCUGACAAGUGUGCCAUCCUCCAGGAAACAGUCAACCAGAUCCGCAACAUCAAACAGCAGGAAGGUAUUAGCUGUGAUGCCGUCCAGCAGGGCGAAGUGUCCUCCACGAAGCAUACUCUCCUAGGCAGUGAAGUCUUUGGAAAUUUGCUGCUUGAGGCCCUCGAGGGCUUCUUGUUUGUGGUGAACAAGGAGGCCAGUGUAGAGUAUGUCUCUGACAACGUAUACCAGUUCAUCAAGCAUAAAAAGGACGAGGUUUUGGGGCAAAGUAUCUAUAACUUUAUUCACCUGGGAGAUACAACACGAUUUAGCGCCAUACUCCUGCCCUUAACAUCCACAGGCUGGACUACUGAGCCUGUGGUCGCUCGCAAUCGGAGUGUGACCUGCAGGCUUUUAAUAAAGGAGGAAAAUGAGGAAAGGGAGACUAUGGAAGAGAAACAACAACGAGUGACGAAGUACGAGACUAUGCAGAUAUCGAGCAUUCUCUUAUCAAGUGAUAAAACAGAGGGAGGCGAUGUAUCGUCUGAGUCAGCUGAAAUGACCCAUUGCCUAUGUGUGGCACGUCGUAUCCCAUCAGCUGAGAAAGCGUCUUGUCUUACGAGUGUUGAUCAUUUAACAAUGCGACUAGAUCCUAGUGGACAUAUUGUUGGUGUCGACACCUCUGGGAUGACCCCUACCUACCAUAGUUAUUUUAAUAAGGAACUUGAAGGAAGAAGUAUCAGAGAUGUGGUUCAUCAACAAGAUCUACCAAAGUUGACCACCCAUUUAAAAGAGGUUUUGCAGUCUGGCCAUGGUACCAGUCUUGUCUACAGACUGAAAUCUCUGAAGAAUCCAGAGAAGUACGUUCAGGUGCAAACAAGAUCAAAGUUGUACGAUUGUGACAAUGAGCCUAACUUCAUCAUGGCUGUUCACUCCAUUAUAGCUACAUCAUCAGCUAAUGGCAGUAACAAUUCCCUGGGCGGCCCGUUGGUGAGUGGCUCAGUGAACGGCCAAACAAGUGCAACUUCGAGCAGUAGUGGGCGCAGCAGUGUGGGUGGUGUGAGUUCAAGCAGUUUUGGUCCGAGUGCAGUGAAUGACAUUAGUAACACUAUAGCCCUCAACUCAAGUUCUACGUACCCUACUUUUGGACUGUCUAGCAGCGAUCUCAGUUUGAAUGACUUUGACUUGUUUCCGUCAUCCACAUUUGACCUGGCCGACUCUGGUGGAGAGAAUAGUCUUGACCAGAUGACUGGUCAGACAGGAACAGGUUCUUCUGGUUGGGAACGCCCCAGUUCAAGACAAAGUUUGACACCUGUGUCAACCCCUACCCCACGUCCUCCCAGUGGAGCUGGCCCUUAUAGUCCUGCCCAAGCAGGUGGUGUUUGUGCCAGCCCAUUGAACCCAUACUCCUCUGCAAUGCAACCGAGCCCAGCAAGCAGUGCUCAGGCAUCCACUCCUGCCAGCCGUUAUGCUUACUCUUUCAGCCCGCUGCAAGAACAGGGACCAAAUAGUGCUUAUGGUUUGGAUGACAACAAGGACUCCAAGGAAGGAGCCGGGGAGUUGGGGAACAGUGCUAGUGGGGGAGUGAAUGGCAGUGUAGAAGGUGGGUCUUCAACAACUGGCGAGUCAGAGCGACUGCGAAUGUUACUUCUUACGACCAAACGACCCAGUGUAAGUGGUGAUGAUUCGUGCAUAAGUGACUCAAUGGAUCCAAGUGUGGACAAUUCAGAAGCUCGUAAUAAGCAUCGCAUCCUCAAAAACCUCUUGAACCCAGAUGAAGAGGAUGAUAGCAGACGGGUAGAGGAUUCCUCUACCUUACAAGCAAGUCCAAGUAGCAGAACCAGUCAGCUCAGUAACAGACUUAGUCAAGAUUCUCAUAAUAAAGUUUCUACUGGUAAUAACAACAUGCUUCUCAGGUUACUCAAUGAAAAAAGUGAUGAUGAUGAUUUGGAAAUUAAAGCUGGAAUCAAAAAACGGAAUGAACUUUUACAACAGCUACUAAAAGAUCAGGAUGAAGAGAAGCCACAAAUGGCUCUGGAUACUGGUCAGCAACAACAGUUCCAGCAACAUCAACAUCAUCAGCAUGGUGAACCUGAGGAUCCUUUGCUCCUUAGUUUAGGAUUUCCUAACACGUCGUCACCAUCACCUCCGUCCAAUACCGACUCUUUAGGAGGGCUGUCCUCCCUUAUUGGAGGUCGUAAACGUCCUAGCAAUGAGGGAGAGGACAGUAAUUGCCCUACUAAGAUUCGUGCCUCAGUACCAAGUAUGGUGCCACAUUCAAACCCACCUGUGAGCUCAUCUAGUGGUAAUAGUAAACUGAGGGAAAAAAACAAAAUGUUGGCAUCUUUAUUGGCUCAACAGCCAUCUUUACCCGCCACAAUUCCACCUAUACCGGCAUCGGUAAUCUCAGCAACACCUCAAGAACAUCUUCCUCCACCCAGGGUGGAACGGCCUAAUUUAACUCGAAAUUGGUCUGGGGGUGGUGUACAACCGCCUACAACAAAUGUGUCAACCACAAGGCCAUUGCAACAAGAUCCCAACAGGUCAAAUGUACCACGAGUUGGCCCUCCAAGACCUCCUCCUAAUAAUGCUUUUCUUACGGAUAUACUUAACAGUCCAGGACAAAAAUCGAGUCCUGGGCACCAGCAGCAACAGAUGACUUCUCAGGUGCAACAACAACAGGCCCAACAAGUGCAGCAGCAGCAGCAGCAACAGCAGCAGCAACAACAACAGCAGCAGCAGCAGCAGCAGCAAGCUCAACAACAGGCUCAGCAACAGGCGCAGCAGCAGCAGCAGCAGCAGCAACAGCAGCAACAGCAGCAGCAGCAACAGCAACAACAACAGCAACAGCAGCAGCAGCAACACCAAGUGCAAUCAAGUCAACCAGGUUUGAGUCAUUUGGACCAAACAUUUGUCCACACGCCUGUUUCUGCCAGCAGUGGAGAUUUUCGAAUGGGCGAGGGAGCUAGUCCAAUGUGGGAUAGUCAGUCAUCUGACCAAGUUCUGUCUCUUAUCCUAGACCAAGUCAUUGAAUUUGCACCAGAAAAUGAAGAACCACCUGCUAUACUUGACCUAUUAGAAAAUAUGGAGUCAUCUUCAUCAUCCAUUCAUAUGAAUGAGAAAAUGGCCAUAAGUGCAAUUCAACGAUCUCUGAUGCAGUGUGAAACGGCAAUGAAAAGCCCUUCCUCACCAACUAUUUCUCUUCCGGGAACUCCACCUGCCUAUACGUCAGCAAUGUCUAAUCAAACAUCACAGGCAGGGGCAUUUCCACCACCACCAGUAUAUCCACAAAGACCAAGGCCAAGUGCUCAACCAACAAGUCAAAUGGGACUGCGACCUGGAGCUCCUCCUUAUGCGAUGACUGCAAAUCCUAUUGUUAAUCAGCGUUCAGCUAGCGUUCCUGAUUCACAACUAUCUCCAAACUAUGGAACUCCCAUGCUGAAUAGUGGGGCUGCCCAAAUUUCUCCUGGCCAGAGGCUUAACCAGCAGCCAUACUCCCCUCAUUCCCAGCUUGCAUCUCCUCUUGGACAACAGCAAGGUUUUUCGCCUGUCAGUUCUGGAUUGAAUAACUUUGCUGGCAACCAGCAGGCAGCGCAAGCACGUUUGUCUCCUCAUCCUCCUGGUGGUUUGCCACCCUUUCCUCAGUCGCAGCUCUCUCCUCGCAUCUCUCAGAGUCAGCCUGGAUAUCAGAGUAACAUGACCCAAGCAGUAGCUGGUCAACCAAAUCCCAAUUGGACGCAGGUUGCAAAUCGACUCAGUUUGCAGCAACAACAAAAUCCCAUGCUCAAUGCACAGUUAACAGGCAGCUAUGGGGCAAACGGCACUAGGACAUAUGCGCAGAGGUCACAGCAGCAACCCCAGCAGCAGCCUCAACAAUUGUCGUCUGUGCGGUCGUUGCCCAGUCCAGGGGCACCUGGUGGUCCUCGGCAGUCUCCCUACCAGGCUGAGCAAUUCAGUGCUCCACCUGCCUCCCCCACUGCCACUAACUAUCAAGCUGCACAAGGUCCGUUUCAGCAGCAGAUGCGCUUGCAACGCACAGUCAGUGCUCCCACAGCAACCACACAGUUGCCAGGUGGAGUUAACCCCCCGCGGCUUUAUGGACCGAGACACGACCAUCCUCAUUCCCUGAUGUCUCCGACACAUCCGGGUCCCAUGUCUCCACACCCCUUUCAUGGGCAUCCCCUGCACCAUCCAGUCAUGUAUCCUCAUCCUCCUCAUCCACAUCCGCCCACACCCGAUUCUUCUCCCCAGUUUUGUUUCGAUCAGGCCAGUUUACAAAUAUACGGGGCGAGCGACAGGGCACGACCCCAAGCCCACACACCAACCAAUCACCAAUCGGGUGGGGGCAACAAUGGAAUGACGUCGGAAUGUGUACGUCAAGAAUUAAGAGCCUUUGUUGGUGCUCGAACUCAGGCAGGAGCAGGGAAUGCUGGUGGUCAACGACAAAAUCCACAACAGCAGUCUCAGCAACAACCCCCUCAAACACAGCAGCAGCAACAAUUACUAAGCAAUGACCUGGACAUGGGUAGUCUUAUCUACGAUCCAACAGGUUCCAGUGAUAGCCCAAAACUUUGGGGUAGCAUCGGGUCAGAUAUGGGGUCAGGGUCAACUCAGCCAGGGCUCUCCUCACGGAGUACUAUGGAGGAGUCACCACGACCCGGUGAUCAGAAAGCAUCACUUCUUCAGAAGCUUUUGUCGGAGUGAAGUUCUUACAACUUCUAGCCAUCUCCUAAGUGUUACUGCUGCCACUUUUUCUGUUUGGACAAUGAUGUGAUUGUUUGAGCUCAAAAGACGGAACAAAAGUGUUCAACAGACAGUACUUGAUUUAUUGUUACAAAAGUGCAUUAAUAUGGAAUUAGUGUUUAUUUUUCAUAUUUUUUCUCGAAGUAGGGAAACAUGAAGAAAAAGCAAACACUCAUUUCGUCAAUGUGAGCUGCAUUAUGUGUAGAGUGGUGACGUAGGGAUGAAACAUUGCACCCCAAGAAAACAGCGACUGCCAUCAAUCUUUACAAGAACUGGAUAUUUGCGGCAAGCCUUACAACAAUGCUGUACAUUUUGUACCCUUCUCUUUAAUUUACCACAUUUAAAAGAAACAAAUGUCCAUUUGUAUCAGGAUCUCAUGUACUAUGUAUUUCCACAAACUGUCAUUGGAUUUGAUUUAGUUUUAUUUGUCAUGGGUGACAGUUUAUCAUCUAUUUUAUGAAGUUUUGACAUGUGGUGUUGGAAGUUGUGAGCAUUGGAAUGUGAGCUUGGUAAGUUCUUCAUGUGUCGUCUGGCCUAGUCAUAUGAAUUAGUGAGCAAAUUAAUUUGGGAGGGUGGCCACCGGUCAUGUGAAGUGUUGAAAGGUGAGUUAUGUGCAUAAUUUUUAUGACAGUGUAUCAAUUUUUAUUUUUAAAAACAAGAAACUGUGUUCAGAUAUUUAUAUAACAUGUUAAUCCAGCUUCUAGCUGGGAUGUCUUUGCAGUGAAUUGUGUACAGUUGUUGUUUGUUUUAUGCUUGUCAGUGGAGAUCCAUAUCAUGCUUUGGGACAUAAAAACUACUGUUUUGCACGGCUUUGGAGACUCCAUUUGUACAUUUGUUAUAUUAUUCAUAUGCAUAUAUAUUUUAAUAGAAGAGUAGUUAUGUACUAGCAAGCUGUCAAUUAAAGUUCAGAUAUAAAAUUUGUGGUGACUGCCCUCCCAACCCUGCCACAAUGAAGCAGCUAUUUUGUAGUGGAAAAUAAUGGAAUAUUAUUACACAAAACAAGAGGGCCAUUUUCUUUGACAUGGGGAUGGUGUAUGUUUUUCUCAUCCCUGCUCUAUGUUGGGUGUCAUUGCCAGGCAUUGCCAUAGCUUUUUUGCAUCUGGUGGCUUCUUAAUGUCUCCUUGUUUGUAGCAUCAGUAACUUUGCAUAUUGGGCCAUUCCACUUCUCACAGCCAAGUUUUUGUUGGCCAUUCCACUUUGCAGAGGCAUUGAGUGGUAAGGUUGUUUUAUGUUAGAUGUGGAAAUAAAACGGUAGAGACAACAUAUUCACACUUGAGAUGGGUAUUAUUAUUGCUCAUGAUUUGGGCUUUUAAUUAAAGACUCAUCAACUCUUUUCAUAUUUCUCUUUCUUCUUUUAGUAAACAAUUAUAUGAUUAUUGACAUUGUUUCCUCCUGAGAGUUGUGAAGCACGUUUUAAUUUCUUUCCUAUCUUGCCUAUUUCUUGUCUGAUGUUGCAUAAAAUCAUGAUAGAACCCAGCUGGAUGUCCAUAAAAUGUGUCUUUCUUUAAAAUACUUAGUUCAUAUAAUUUAUUAUUACAUUUGGAAUACUAUCGUCAUUAUUUCAUUUAUUAUUAAUAUUAUUGGAAGGUCAGCUACCUUCUUCACAUUUUCUCUGCAGAUAUUCUCAUGUUUUCUCAUUUGUGAAUAUGUUUCAGUGACAUGAAAAGUGGUUUGGCAAAUAAGCCAAAAGAGUGGCUGACAACAUAAAAUAAGAUCAAAGAUAGAUAGAUGUGUAGUAAGGACUUUCAUGACUUUGUCAGUUUCUAUGAGUUUAAUAAAAUCACAGAUAUCUCAAAUUAUGAUACAAAGUGCAGAAUCGUAAGAAGGAGAAAAAGAAGUAUUUUUGCAAUUCAUUAUUCACAGUUUAAUAUAAUAUAAUUUUUCAAACAUUAGUUAAAAUGAAUACUUUUUAUUAUCAGGGCAAACAUUUCCUGUUCACAGUGUAUAAAUAUAUUCAUGUUCUAAAGUGUUUAAUCUUGACAUCUCUGUAAUGGCAAAUUCAGUGUGAAAUACUGGACAUUCUUAUCUAUCUAUGAUCUGGAACCGAUCAAAUCAUUUCCAACGAAUUGAUUUUGUUUCAGUAUAAGUAGUCUUCCACAGGAACAAUUUUCUUGUUUGUUCUUCUUUUAACAAAGUAAUGAUAGUCUCCUACUUCCUGAUAUUUAUUAGAGCUGUUUUCAUAUGUUGUAAAUGUCAGACAUUGGAAUUGGCUCACACCUGUUUAUACUUAUUAUCUGCAGGAAUAAUGUGUGACAUAUUUCCUGUUCUUGUUCUGUGUACUAGUUCUAGCUGUCCAGAAGUCUGGUGUUAUCGUGAUGAAGAAGUACAAAGCUUUGUGUUAUGUAAUAUAUCUCUGCACUCUCGCUCUUCUACCUGCAAAAUAAAAAGCAGGUCACUCAGCACACACUUACAUACACAAAUGAGGAAGACCUGAUGAAGGGUAUAAGAGGUGUCAUGUUUCUGUGUGUCAAUCUGUGCAAUUAUUUCUAUGGACUUGUGGUUGUGAACUUACGGACUGAUUGAAGUAUAUAAAGCAGUGCCGUGGGAACAAAGCGACAAUGCCUCUGCAGCAGUUGUUUUUGUUGUAAUAAGUAAAACCAAAGCAUGUAUGUAAAUGAUGUACAGAGGACUCUAGAUGAAAAAUGAGGGUAGGUAGUUAGACUUCGGGAUAAUGAUUAUUAUUUUUUAAUGUAGGGUUAAAUAAAGAUUCAUCUUUGGAAUAAAAGAAAAACUAAAUAAAAAUGGGGAAUAGAAUUGGAAUUUUGUCAACAAAACAACUGGACUGCACUUGUAGGAGUUGACAAUAGAUAGGCUGUUUCCAUGUAGAUGAAUAUAAUAGGGAGCCACCCACUUGAGAAUGUAAAUUUGGUUAAUAUUUUUGUAUACAUAUUCUUAAAACCAGGUCCAACACCAAACAGGUUGGCAUGGCAUGUGGAAACAAUGUUAUUUUUUUGUAGCGUGUCAGGCCAUUGGAAGCCAGGUGCAAGAAGUGUAAAGAAAGAAAAGAAGCUGUUUGUAUCUUUACGUGUAAGAAAUUAUAAUUAUUAUCAUUCUCAUUAAUACGCUGUCCUUGUUCACAUCUUAGUUAUGUAUAGUUGUUCAGUUUUUGCCAUUGCGGAAAUAUGGCAUUAAUACUGAUGCUUUUUUGAAAAUAUGUAUCAAGGUUUUAUUAAAGAGCAAAGUUGAUAUUUAAUUACAGAAGGAUAAACGUGAUCUAUGUUAAUGUACAUACUGUGUUUUUCUCCCUUGGUUAUAUACCUGUUACAAUGUUGCCCUUGUGUUCUGUACAUUUCUUAUUUUCCUCUCAUGAAUCCAUCUAUCUUGAUUUUGUAAACGAUAGCAUUUAUCUCCUUCCAUUCAAACUGUUUGUAAUUUGUGUUCACGUACACCCACCCCAUGAGGUGUCAUUUCAAUUCUGGUCAGUUUUUAUUACAUUAGUAUGAAAAAUGUAUGCUGGCACAUAACUAUAAUCAUAGAUAAGUUGUUUUAAGUUCCUGUAGGUCAUUUGUAUAUACAGAUUAUUUUUUAAAAUGUGUAGAAAUUGUUGAAAUAAGAUAUAUUUCAUUUGAGAGUAUUUUGACAUUGAGAGGUGCACAGACUUCUUUUAGGUAUUGUUACCUGGCAUUUAAGAAUAAAACUUUAUUGCGUUUUGUAUAUAACUACAACAGUCAUUCAUGUUUUUGAUUGUGUUAUAAAAGUAAAAGAGAGGCAAAGGAAAAGAUUUUACUGCAUUGGGAUUUUUAUUAGUUUCUGCUAAGGAAGUUAAUGAGAAAUAAAGUACUGUUUUGCUGAAGAAAUGGUGCCGUUGUUUAGAUUUCGUUAAUUAUUCUGAAAGCCAUUAGGCAAUAAAAUCUGUAAUGUAAAAAUAAUUCUUUGUUAUUGUUCCUUUCUCCAUUUGUGCUGCUUUGAUAGCAUAUCCUUUCUUUUUAUCUGGAAAUGGCUCAUUGACUAUGAUGUGUUUGCGAAUAUUUAUUGGGUGUUCAGAAGGAGCAUGUGCACCACCUGAUAUAUAUUUCCUUAAUAAAAAUGAAAUCAUGACCGUAAAUUUGCAGUUGAAUAUUCAGUGCACAGUGAAAGCAUAAUAAAAAACAAAUAUUCCAACUAUGUCACUCAAAGAAUUUUUUGUUUUUAUGAUUAAUGAUCUAGUUUGUGUUAGAAUUUCAUACCUUUGUGCUGAUAGGGGAAAUUCUUACCCUUAAUUGUGAAAUGAUUUUCAGUGAUCAACCACAAACCAAUAUUACCAAGUAUAUUUCUUGAUGGUUGAAAUUCAAUUCUCAGGAAAGCUAUUAACAUCACUCUGGAUAAAAAGAGCACUCAAACUUUUUCGAACACUAUUUCUAUAGUGAUAGAGUAAGAAUGCAAAGAGAUUUGUUCCACAUCUGAUGAGAUAAUAUACCCGCUAGAUGCAGAAUAUUCUAUUAGUACUCCAUUACAUAGCAAAAUUUUUCUUUUCCUGGUCGUGAAUAUUUUAAUACUUUGGUUUCAAGUUUUUCUUUGGUAGAAUCAGCAUUAACAAAUUAUAAGAUUUGAAAACUCCUGUAUUUAAAUUUGUUUGAUUUGUACUUCAUUGAAGAUAAGUUAAAAGGUUUAAAAAAAAUAGGAUGCUUUGUAGUAAUUGCAUAAUGUUUUAAAAUAAACUUUGCUAUGGU
Messenger RNA from Gryllus bimaculatus (two-spotted cricket), 9945 nucleotides. The record is from the annotation of a GenBank genome assembly. NCBI's taxonomy places the organism in Eukaryota, Metazoa, Arthropoda, Insecta, Orthoptera, Gryllidae.